This is a messenger RNA of Iphiclides podalirius (scarce swallowtail), 852 nucleotides long. Lineage: Eukaryota; Metazoa; Arthropoda; Insecta; Lepidoptera; Papilionidae. The record is from the annotation of a GenBank genome assembly.
AUGAAUUUAAUAGUGUACAUGAUGCUCAACGCACUAGCCUGCAUUCAGAGCGCCCCGAACAAAACCUGCAACAGAAUCAAGAUCCACGACCGUUGGUACGACAGGGAGGUGCUCUGGGCGAAUCUCGGCCGCCCGUUCAAUUUGUACGCGCACAAAACGACGAACAUCAUUUUCUUCAGCUACACCGUACCAGAGACGUAUUCGGACGUCGACUUCCAGCUGGCGUUCAUCGACCUGAACACCAAGGAGUUCCAGAACAUCGCGGGCAUCAGGGGCGGCUGUUCCGUCGCGAUAGACCACAGCAACGACGAGAUCUACCUCGGCGGCAGCGACGGCAUCUACAAAUACAACAUCAUGACCAAACUGGCCGACUUCUACAGGGAGGCCGGCAAGAACAUCUGGGCGCUGUUCUUCAGAAGGAACCUGUUCUACAUCAGCUACCCGGACCAGAGGCUGCACAUCGAGGUGGACGGCAAGUUCGCCCUCGUCAAGGAGUUCGAGGGGUUCGAGGUCGACCACUUCCACGUCACGGGCGACAACGAGAACAUAUACUUCGCGAACAAAACCGGAUUCUACAAAUACGACAACGAUAAGCAGAGAGUGAUUGUGAUAAACGACGUGAUAACUGUCAGACAGAUCUCCGAGGACAAUGACGGGGAUCUGUACGUGUGCACGAACCUGGGCGUGUUCAUAGACCUUAAGCAUGAGGGCUUCAAGAAGGUGUUGGACUUCAAGAACAUAUACAGUUUGACCUUCGACAAAGACAACAACGUCAUCGUAUCCGACGAAAAGCGCAUCGUCAAACUGAUGCAGACUCUGACCGGUUGCCCCGAUAGUGCCAACUCGCAGUGG